This is a messenger RNA of Hansenula anomala, 1071 nucleotides long. RefSeq lists its product as uncharacterized. Gene Ontology annotation, molecular function: oxidoreductase activity. The record is from RefSeq and is a predicted model, not a curated record. The coding region runs from base 1 to 1071 and encodes 356 amino acids. The transcript has a single exon. Lineage: Eukaryota; Fungi; Ascomycota; Saccharomycetes; Phaffomycetales; Wickerhamomycetaceae. Gene Ontology annotation, cellular component: mitochondrion.
AUGACAGAAACAAUCCACUACAGAAAAGUAACCUACUUCAAUGGGGAGCCAAUGAAACUCAGAGACAAGACAAUUAAUGUUGGAGAUCUACAACCAGAUGAAAUAUUGGUGAAAGUUUAUGCUGCUGGUGUGAACCCUGAAGAUUUAUUAUUGUACAAUACUGCUAAGUACUUGUUCUUUAAGCGUAAUGAGAAAGCUGUUGGUCGUGACUUUGCUGGAAUAGUCCAUGCUGUUGGGUCUCAAGUCACUGAAUACAAAGUUGGUGAUCGUGUUUCAGGUCUUUUUACACCAUUUUUCACUGAAGAAUCUACAUUCACUGAAUUCUUGAGGAUCAAUCCAAAGAAGGUCCCAUCCAUGGGUAAGUUUCCAAAAGGUCAAACAUUUAUCGAAGCUGCAUCUUUCCCAUUAGUCUUGGCUACUGCUAUCAAUAUUUUGCAAAAGUUUCAUAAACCAAAUGAAAACUCGAGAGUUUUAGUCUUGGGUGGUGCUACUGCUGUUGGUCAUUAUAUCAUUCAAAUACUGAAAAAUCAUUAUAAAGCUCAAAGCGUUGUCAGUGUCAACUCUGCCGACUCUGCUGAACUUGUUACUUCCUUAGGUGCUGACAUUAUAAUUGAUUACAAAACUGAAAAUGUUCCUCAAAGGACUUUGGACAUUGUUAAGAAUGAUUUCAAUGGCUCAAAAUUUGAUAUGAUUAUUGAUUGUAUUGGAAAUAAAGAGUUGUUCCCUAUCAUGGAUAGCGUCUUGAAACCAAAAAGUGAACCAGCUGGUUACGUUUCUAUUGUUGGUGAUGAAAUAAUGGACUAUCAUAAUUCAUUUUUCAAGAUUUUUUGGAAGAAUAUCUUUUUGAAAAGAAUUUUACCGUUUUUCAGAAGUUACAACUACAUUUUAGUUGCACAUGAUGAUUAUUUUUAUCCAUUUGCAAAACAGCUAUUUGAUGAAGGUAAGCUCAAGAUUAUCAUGGACUCGGUGUAUCCUUGGGAAGAAUUUGAAGUUGCUUUGAAGAAGCAGGCGACACAUAGAGCCAGAGGAAAGAUUGUCCUCGAACUUGUUCCAGAAUCUUCCAGUUUAUAG